GGUAAACUUCCUAUUCGUUUCUAUGGUUUCAGCCAGGCUCUUUGUUUUCUUUUGUUCAUUGGCUGUUCUUAACUUAAAUCAAAUUUAGUCCCGCCUACUUGGCCGUGGGAAACAAAUCAGCAGUGAGAAAGCAAGUCAGUGUCAUGACGUUGCCUCAGUGCUAACCAAUCCGGUUAGACCGUUUAAGAGGGGGCUCUUCAGUUUUGGGCCAGCGUUGUUCAUAACCGACACAAGGCGAAAGCGUAAUAAGAGGUAUGUCUCCAGAGGAUGAUCUCCAGAGUCCCCCCCUUGGUUUCAGCUCUACCAGGGACGAUGUCACUCUGAGUUGUGGUGAUCUAGAUAGCUCUCAUGAGCUGGGCAGAAGGAGCAGGGCACGCAGCAGUCUCCAGACAAGAACCUCAGAGGCCGACAUCAGUUGCCAUGGAGACUUUGCCAGGGGAAAGAGCCCUUUCCUGAAAACACUGAUUGAUGCAGAAGCGGCUGCCAACUCUGCAGCCAUACAACUUGUGUCUUUUAAAGAUGCAAUGGAAGACGAAUUUGCUGAUUCCAGACGAUCUUCCAUAGAUAAGCGCCGAAUUGCAAGGCAGAGAGGGCUGUUGCUGGAGAAGUUGGAGGACUUUAGGCGAAUAAAUAAGUCUGUUCGACAGAAACUGAAACAGCUCCAGGAAGCCGAGGCUGAAAGAAUUGAUGCCAACCAUCAGAUUGACAUCUUACUGAAGAAGAUCUCACAGGCUGAAAGUGAAAAUGAGCAUUUAAAAAGAGAUUUGAGUGAGACAGAAAGAAGAGUUGAGGAGCUGAUGGAUCUGCGGAGAGAAGAGCAGGAGAACAUAAAGACUGCAGUUCACAUGACCAAGUCUGUGGAGGCAACUCGCGCUCAUCUGCAGGGGCAACUGCGCAACAAGGAAGCUGAAAACAAUCGCCUGACUGCACACCUACGGACUCUGGAAAGAACCCUGACUGAGCAGAAGAUGGAGAUUGAUGAUCUGAAAGGCUCCAUCACCUCUUUGACUGAGAAGGCAGCCCAGGACAAAGAAUCUCUCAAGAAAGCCACUCGAGCACAGAAACUGAGAGCUGAGAGAUUCGAAGCCGCCAUUGAGAAAUGCUAUGCACAGUUGAGGGAAAAGGAUGCUCAGAUAGUCAAUGCCCGUUUAGAACGGGACUCCAGGAGACAGCAAAAGGAGCAGAUGACAGAUGAAAAAGACAAGCUUGUUGCUCAUAUAGAGUUACUGAAAAGUCAAAUCGCAGACUUGACUGCGAGGCUGCAGGAGGAGAAGCAGGAGCUAACCGUGGCCAGUGAAACUCUGAUGCAACGUGUUGAACAACUCAGCGCUGAAAAUGGAGACCUCAACGUCAAUAAUGCAGCACUCAAGGCAUCUGUGGCAGAGUUGGACCAGCAGCUGGCUGAUUGUGAGUCUGCACUGGUAGAGGAGAAGGUCGUGUCUCAGGAGAGGAAGCAUCAGGCCGAACAGUAUAAAAAUCAGGUUGCAGAACUUCAAGCUGAGAUAGAUGAUCUGAGGAUAAAAUAUGCAAAGAUUUUACGAGAGACAGAGAAGGCAUGUGAUGGGAAAGAUACAGAAGUUGAGAAGAUGGAGAGUCAGACACAACUGCUGAAAUCAUCUGUGGAGAUGAAAGAGUCCAUUCAUGAGGCCAAUUUGCAACUACUGGAGAAAGUGAAUUCUCUUCAAAAGCAGAUGGACGAACUGCAGCAGGAGAACCUGGAGCUCGUACGGAGCCUCGCCGCUCAGGAGGAAGCUCUGAGCUACAGCAACCGGCAGCUGGAUCAGCGCUCGUCAGAGUGCCAUGCCCUCAGCCGGCAGCUGGAGGCAGCUUUAGCAGAUGUUAAACAACAGGUCAACAAGGUAAAAGACCAGGCUCUUUCCAGAGAAGAGGCCCUUCAGACCAAAAUCCUUGAGCUGGAAGCAGAGAAGAGCAGAAGGGAUAAUGAGCUGAGGCUUCUUCGUCAGAGUAAGCUGACUGCAGAGAGACAGUUUGAGGUGCGUCUGAAGGACCUGCAGCUCAGCCUGGACCAAUCAGAGAGCCACAAACAGAGCAUUCAGAACUAUGUUGAUUUCCUCAAAAAUUCCUACAAGACCAUGUUUGACGAGGGACUGCAAACUUCGAGUUUUGGAUCAUCAUAUUUUCUAAAAUAAUUAAGGACUCCUUAACUCAGUUUUAAAUUUUGUAUUUAUUAAUUUGUUUUUGUGUACUGUAAUAUUUAUAAGGCCUAUUUUUAAAAAAAGGGAAGGGAGGCAAGAAUUUAAAUCACUUUUAGAGGAAGUAAAAGCUCAUUUUUUAUAGCUCUGGGCUAUCUUUAGAUAUCUACUUCUUCAUUUAGCUGACAGUCUAUUACCUUUUUUCCCCCUCAGGUGUCAGGGGAAUCGGCUCCUGUUGUGAAAGGUUUCAAUACCUGUUUUUAUCUCAUGUCCCGAGUCGCGUUACCUAAUAUUUUCACGUGUAUGCAAAUUUUGGAUUGUGAACUCUUGGUGCUACUACAUCUUUUUCCAUUUGGGGGAAAAGUAACGUGCCACUAGGUGGGACUGUUUUGUUAGCCAUCUUUUCUCCUCUGUCAAGUGGAGUCUUUUACCCACAGUAUAUUGUGCAUUUGGUCAGCAGUCUUACCUCAGUCACUACUAAAUGAGUUCUGUGAAACAUACAGAAUUCAAUGCAAGUGUAAGACAAGGUCUAUCUUUGUGCAGCUGGUUCCAGGUUGUCAUAUUUGAAGCCAUGCGUACAGCUAAUUAUGACAACAGUUUUUAACCCAUACAACUAGUGCUUUAAACCUAAGUAUUAUGUUGGUGCAUAUGCAGCCAGCCAAGUUUACCUCGUUUAAACCACAUUUAACAUGGUGCUCCAUUUAAACAUGAAUAUGCUCCAACUGCUCUCCAAUUAAAAUCAUCAUAAUUCUUCUGCUGAUGCAUCUGAUGGGAAAUUUCACUGUUAUUCUGCUUAUGCUAAAAACCAGUUUGUGUGUGUUUUUGAAUUUGUAGAAAUCAUAGGAAGGUGUGAUGUAAAUUGAAUGUGUUUGCUUUGUGAUUCUCAGCUGGACUGAGAUGAAUUAGGCUGAAAAUCCAUUGUUUAGCUGUCAGAUGUGAAGCUUAUGCCUUUAGGCUCGCAAACAUAAUUACUGAGAUACAUGCAACGCUGGGAUAUUUCCAAACCACUGAUGCUGGUUUGCUCUCAUGCUUUUGUAAUGGAGGUUUUUACAUUACUGAGGCUUAGGGGCACGGGAGGAUACAGGUAUCUGCUGCAGCACAGUUUACCAAAAAAAACCGAACUCUGUUUGUCUUGUACUCUAUUUGGAUUUUUGUUGUUGUCUCCUGUUGCUUGACUUGUGGUCAUGCUGUAUCUAUGGUAAUAAACUACCAUCGUUCAAACCA
Molecule: messenger RNA, 3377 nt
Organism: Toxotes jaculatrix (banded archerfish)
Lineage: Eukaryota; Metazoa; Chordata; Actinopteri; Toxotidae
Product: outer dense fiber protein 2-like
Exons: 16
Coding region: 255-2150 (631 amino acids)
Biological process (GO): negative regulation of cilium assembly
Cellular component (GO): centrosome; ciliary basal body
Source: RefSeq, a predicted model, not a curated record